Molecule: messenger RNA, 2293 nt
Organism: Labrus bergylta (ballan wrasse)
Lineage: Eukaryota; Metazoa; Chordata; Actinopteri; Labriformes; Labridae
Gene: txlnbb
Product: taxilin beta b
Molecular function (GO): syntaxin binding
Source: RefSeq, a predicted model, not a curated record
CUCUUGGGGAGGAGGUCUGUUCUAAUUCUGGCCAAUCAAAGGGACAGUUAAUUUUCUCUGCUGCUCAGUGACUCGGCCUGUCAGGCCCAUUUGUUAGAAUAAUUAUAUGGCUGUUAACAGCAUCCCAGCUUAAAAUAAAAUUAGUGCUGCAUUGGUUUAAAGCAGCAGAGGCAUCGCAUAAAACCACUGCAUAAGAUCUAAACAGAAAAACCUUUGGAUGACGAAACAUUUAGAUUGCCCUCAAACUGUUACUUCAUGUUAAACUCCGAGGUCUUUUGCUUUUUAGAUUACAAUCAGGCGACUGUGGUUUAGUGGGUGAGGGGUCCUGGACAGAGACAGAGACACACACAGUAUCUCUGUCCUCCCUCUCUCUGCUGAGAGUGAGCCGUGCUCCUCUGGUCUAUUUUGAGGUGCUCUUAUCACAGCUGUUGUAUCUGUGGUGGCAGCCUGUCCAAGCCCCUCGACACUCUUCCUUUUCCCUCUCUGGCCCUUGGUCCUGUGCUCGCUCAGAAUAAUGGAGGCUUGUCAGGAGAGCAUCCCUGCACCCAUUGGUCCUGAGGCAUCGCCAGCCCAGGGUCACCACAUUGACCUGACAGAAGACCUGGCCCAGCAGCUGGAGGACAUCAUUAGCACCUACCAGGAUGCAGAGAUUCCCGCUGAGCCAGAGGACACGGAGGAGGUCACAGCCGUCAAAGAGACAGACUCCCGCAAGGACCAGAAACUGGAGAAGAAGAUGCUCAAAAACCUGGGGAAGGAAGCCAUGCUGCUGAUGCAAAGCUUGAACAAACUCAACACUCCAGAACAGAAACUGGAAGCCAUCAUCAAGAAGCACGCUGAGCUGUUGGAGGAGCAUCGGAGUGAUCAGAAGCAGCUUAAAUUCCUGCAGAAGAAGUUGCUCCAAGUGAUGAAGGAGAAGGAUCAGCUGCAGAGCGAGCACAGCCGCGCCGUGUUAGCACGCAGUAAACUGGAAGGGCUCUGCCGAGAGCUGCAAAGGCACAACAAGACCUUGAAGGAAGAGACCCUCCAGAGGUGCAGAGAGGAUGACCUGAAGAGGAAAGAGAUCACAACCCACUUCCAGGGGACGCUGAGUGACAUACAGGCCCAAAUCGAGGAACACAGCAGCCGAAACACCAAACUGUGUCAGGAGAACAGCUCUCUGGCAGAGAAACUGAAGGGGCUCAUUUCACAGUACGACCAGCGAGAGUCGAACCUGGAAAAGGUUUUCAAACACAGAGACCUGAAAGAGAAGCUGUUGGAAACCAAACUCACGCAGGCAAACAUGAUGCUGAAGGAGGCCGAGGAGAGGCACAAGCUGGAGAAAGAGCUUAUGCUAAAACAGGCUGUGGAGUAUAAAACUCAACUGAAAGCCCUGAGGGGACAAGAGAGUGAUAUGAGGACCCAGCUCGAUAUGUACUCAAGGAAGUUUGAUGAGAUCCAGGGCACGGUAUCAAAGAGCAACAGUGUCUACAGCGGCUUCAAACAGGAUAUGGACAAAAUGGCCAAGAAAAUGAAAAAGCUGGAGAAGGAGUGUCAGUCUUGGAAGACUCGCUUUGAUGGCUGCAACAAGAGUCUUGUUGACAUGGUGUCAGAUAAAGCAAUCAAGGAAAAGGAGUUCGAGCUUGUCACUUCCAAGAACCAGAAGCUUGAGAAUCUAUGCAGGGCUUUGCAAGAGGAGAGGAAAAGUCUAUAUGAGAAGGUGCAGGGAGCCGGAAGCCAACUGGACAGCAGCACUACUGAACCAACAGAGAAAGAGUGCCCUGAGGUGCUGGAGACCCCGAAAGACCCAAAGGAUGACCAACCCGCCCAGAAAGCUGAAACCCCUGAACCUGAACCUGCGACCACUGCUGGGAAACAAACAGUUGAAUCUCCGCUCAACAAGGAACUGGCUAAACUCAAGUCCGAGCAGGCCCACCUGAAAGAGAUCGCCAGUUCUUUCACCAUCUCUCAUGUUGUACCGACAGAAACACUAGCCAGCCAAUCACAAGGACUCUCUGAGGGCGCCCAGGAGCCAGAGGAGCAUCACAUAGAGGAGAGCAACGGCGAACACCUUCCGAAGGUCGAGGAGGACAAAUUCCAAGAUCAAAGGGAUCUGGAAAUGGAGUCCGUUGAUUAAUGCUGCGACUGCUGUGAAAAAAGCAAAUAUAAUUCAUGUGAGAUUCUUAGCAAUAAAAAGAAAAAUGCUGGCUUUGUGCUCAGUGUCUGCUCCUCAUGUGUAAAGAUUUAAGAGAAGGUUAAUUUAAGUCUCUGCAAAAAGCUGCCAAAAAACACUUAACAAUUCAAAGCUUUUUUAACA